AUGCCCAUCACCCAGGAGAACGCCCUGAGCCACAUCCAUCUACUGGAGGACUGGCUCCUGGUGGCUCAGACCAGGUACGAGGACCACUAUGGAGACCCAGACCAGCAGUCCACCACCAGCAGAGACCCAGACCAGGACUCGUACCAGGAGUCAGAACAUGAGGAGGAUGCCUGCAGCACGGUCAGUGGCAGCACGGUCAGUGGCAGCACGGUCAGCGGCAGCACGGUCAGCGGCAGCACGGUCAGUGGCAGCACGGUCAGUGGCAGCAUGGUCAACAGCGGCAGCUGCAGAGGUACCAGAGGAGACAUGUCUCUAUGCCAGGCCGCUAUACAGAAGCUGAUGGAAUACAUUCAGCUCAACUUCACAGAGGAAGGAGAGAUCCAGAGUCCCGCCCUCCGACCCACGACGCCGUGUGGAGGUGUGGAUGCGGAGGUGCGAGCCGUGUGCCUCACCAAGCGAGAGGGGGACGGGGCAGAGCUGGGACUCAGUUUCGGUAACAUCCCUAUAUUCGGGGAUCCGGAGGGGGAGGACAGGAAGAAGGGAGGAGGGAGAAGGAGGAGGAGGAGGAAGGGGGAUCAGGGACCCGUGUUGGACGUGGGGUGUAUCUGGGUAACGGAGGUGAGGAAGAGAAGUCCCGCGGCGAGGUGCGGUAGAAUUAAACUACGAGACGAGCUGCUGUCACUCAACGGUCAGCUGAUGGUGGGCGUCGACGUCACGGGAGCCAGUUAUCUGGCUGACCAGUGCUGGAAUGGCGGCUGCAUCUACUUGAUCAUGCUCCGGAGGAUCAAGCGUAAAGCCCCUCUCCCUCCGUGCAAUGGAAACGGCAACGCCACCAUCACUGGUGGCAGCGGUGGCAUCCAAGAUGGCCAAAACUCCCUGCACCAUAGGAGCAGCGUGUCCUCCGAGCCUCCUGACAGCCUUCCGACGCAGACCGGUGGCAGCAAACGGACGCGAAAGUUUGGCAUCAUCGCCCGGUCGACGUUCAAUCGUGAUAGUAAAGACCUGGGCCCUAAGAACGAGAGCUGGGACGAUGGCGGUGGGGAAACGCUGGAGAACGGUUACCGUGGCCACAGAGACUCUGCGAUCUCCAUGGACACGAGGGUCACGCCCCCAGAGCCUAGUAGCUGCACAACUUCCAUGGACACGCCCCCAGAGGAGGAGCCAAGAGAACCGAGGACUGUUCUGCCCCCUCUAGCGAUCCCACAUCAUCUGCAGAACGGGGGAGGAACCGCCACCCUGCCGAAUCGCUUCCACAGAGGACUGUCAGAACACAAGACAGAAUCUCUCAGCAGUGAUGCCUCCUGUCAGCCCAGAGAGGGGAGUCGUAUCUGGACGAUGCACAUGGUGAAAGGUCAGGAGGGGCUGGGCAUCCAGAUUACGGGAGGACGAGGGUCCAAGCGCUCCCCGCACGGCAUCAUCAUAGCGCACAUAGAGGAGGGAGGCGCCACACAGAGGGACGGACGUCUGAAGGCUGGUGAUGAGCUCCUGAUGAUCAACGGUCAGUCUCUGGUCGGCCUGUCUCAUUCAGAGGCUGUAGACAUCCUACGCUCUACCGCUGGACUGGUACAACUGGUCGUCGCUAGCAGGGAGGAGUCUGAAGUUGAUUUCCAGCGGUAUCCGUCCACCAGCCUGCCGGACCUGGUCAGUACCUGCGCCUCGUCUUCUUCCUCCUCUGCUUCUCCCAGCGACAAUCAGGAGAACAUGGAACCUCAUCACAGGCACGGAGUUUGGGAGGACCUCGCAGCCGGCAGCCUCAGCCUCUCUCGGUCUCGACCUACCACACUGACUGAUCUGGAGAAGCUAGAGGACCGAGGCCGGGUGGAAGGACAGAAAGAAACCUGCCGCUCUCCCACAUCCAUGAAGUUCAGGAGCAGAUCACAAGGGGGCGGUAGUCGUCUGGAGUCUGUUGGAGAGGAUGACGAGCUGAUUGUGGAGAAUGGAGAGGCGGGGAGUGACAUGGUGGAGAAACCGACACGAGGUGGACGCAAACACUCCCUGCCUCAGCAGUUAGACACUGUAGGCAUCCGACAGGAGUACCAGAUAGUUAAGAAAUCAGCUCGCUCCCUGAGCACCUUUCAAGUGGAGUCUCCAUGGCGACUGGCCCAGCCGUCUAUUAUAUCCAACAUAGUCCUCAUGAAAGGACAGGGAAAGGGACUGGGGUUCAGCAUCGUCGGAGGUCAGGACUCUGCCCGAGGAAGGAUGGGGAUCUUUGUCAAGACUAUCUUCCCUAACGGAGCAGCGGUGGCAGACGGACGACUGAAAGAGGGAGAUGAGAUUCUGGAGGUGAAUGGAGACUCUCUCCAAGGCCUGACCCACCAGCAGGCCAUCCAGACCUUCAAGCAGCUGAAAAAGGGUGUGGUGACUCUAACAGUACGGACACGUCUCCGAAGCCCCAGCCUGACGCCGUGCCCCACCCCCACCCUUCUCAGCCGCUCCUCCUCCCCGAACUCCAACGCCAGCGGAGGCAACCCCACCCCAGUACCCACCACCUUCGACGAACCCCCCGAAACCCGCAAGGGACCCCCGGGUCCUGGCCCCAAAGACCGCAUCAUCAUGGAGGUUACACUCAACAAAGAGCCAGGGGUGGGUCUGGGUAUAGGGACCUGCUGUCUAACUCUAGAGAACAGUCCUCCAGCCAUCUACAUCCACAGUCUGGCCCCCGGCUCUGUCGCCAAGAUGGAUGGACGACUCAGUCGAGGGGACCAGGUCUUGGAGGUGGACUCUGUGAGUCUACGCCAUGUGGCCCUGAGUGAGGCCUAUGCUAUUCUCAGUGAGUGUGGACCAGGACCAGUCAGCCUCAUCAUCAGCAGACACCCCAACCCCAAGGUUUCAGAGCAGGAGAUGGAUGAUGUAAUCACUAGGUCUUCACACAGAGACAGUCUGAGUAAGGACGGACACGCCUCUCAAACUCUAGGCAUGCCUUCUAAGAGCCCCUCCCUCACAGUGAAGGCCAAACAGGCAGAUGGCUCUUCCCUCAGCUGGACUAUGAAGAGGUUCCUGGAGCCCGCCAGCAGGCAAGGGUCUCUGAGUUCGGAGGCGGAGCUAUCUCAGUACUUUUCCCAGGAAGUAACCAGUCAUUCGUCGCUGUCGGAAACCACUGCGAUGGGAUCCAGUGAUGACGACAUGCUCCACCACAGGAGCUGUAACACCUCAAUAGACGACACCCCCGCCACUCAGCCACAUGGGUUAAAAGAUGCCUCUGGUGUAGGAGUGGAGGUCAGCGUGGAGGUCAGAACAGAUGAUAAGGCUCCCGGUGUCCCGGUGUUGAACCGGCCAGUGGAGGCCACCCAGCGCCAGCCCAGUGUGUGUAGUCCUGGUAGCAGCUCCGUCCGCAGUCCACUGCUCCGACAGAGACGAGUCAUCUGCCAUGACGAUGAGGUCAGCGAUGAUGAAGAUGCUGUUACCCUGCCCUUCCGCCAGGUCGCUGGUCGUGUUACCGCCAUGGGGGUGGUUGCUGACUCUAGCAUCAUGAUCUCUGCGUCAUCAGUGGAGUUGGACGAAGAGAGUGAAGGCCCACAUAUCCUGCUUCAUAGUAAUUCUCUGGAGUCACAGGAAGGGGUCGGUUUCGUUACUUCCUCCGGCGCAGAAUCACCCUUCAUGCCUAUCCGCCGGUCGGACCACCACCAGACCCCCGGGGGAGGAGGAGGGUCUUUCCCCACAACAGGCCCCAGUAACCUGGGUGUGAGGAUGGACCCUCAGGGCCCCCUGGAGCCCAAGCACUCCCCUAAGCUGGAACACAAAGCUGUGACACGCGUCAAGACUAUGCUGAGCAUCGAGGCCCCGCCCAUCCAGCCAACCAAUCAGCAGAACCAGAACCAGAGAACCAAAGGAGAGGAGUCUCCGACCUCCCCAUCCUCCCAGUCUCUAGCCCCUCAGCCUGGGGUAGCCUCCAGCCGCUCCCUGGGACGGCCUGGUUGUAACCCCAACCUCCUCUGUAAGAAGGGCGAGGCCUGCAGCGAGCUGGCGGGGGAGGAGCCAGCUCACUGCACCAUCGACAAGGUGGUCCUGAGGAGGAGUGAGGAAGAGUCCUUCGGUCUGGACCUGGAGAUCAGAUCCUCUCCUCUGAAGGUGGUGAUCACUGGAUUGAGGCUUGGAGGAGCGGCCGAGAGAGAAUCCCGGGGCAGGAUGUGUGUGGGAGACGAGAUCGUGUCGAUUGGGGACACGCCCACGUGCUCCUCGUCCUAUCACGACAUCUGUGAGCUCAUGCACAACCUUCCCGUGACCCUCGCGCUGGAGGUCAAGAGGCCCAUGUCAGCUGUAGAUCGCCUGUCCAGCCUCAUGAUGUCAUCGGGGAGUUGUGAUGUCAUGGGUCCCUCCAAUGGGAGGGCUCCAAAUCCAGGAAGUCCCUCCUCCUCCUCACCGACCAAUCACAAUCCCAAACCCACAACCCCAAUCAACCACAACCACAGCAAUGAUAUACCGGUCACCUACAUUGAUGAUGUCAUGACCAGACUAAGCUCCUCCCAUGUAAAGAGCGCCCUCUCUUCCAAUACCCUCAAAGCCCCUUCAGAAGCACAACGUACUGAGACUAUGGCCUGUAAGUCAGCUGUAGACAGCAAGGCCCUGCCAGAGAAUGAGAAAAGCACAGUUCAGACUCCUCCAACAUUGCCCAGUCAGUUUGAUUUCUCUGUCUUGGACUCUGGAAAGAAAUGCUGCCUCAUGCCUGUGGGUAAAACAUUCUUGAACAAUUACUCCAGAAACUUUAGCAGUAAUCUCACAGACGAGGGAAUGAAUGCUCUUUCAAAUAGGGUGGAGAGACCCCCCGGUGCCUCUGCUGCCGAUUCGAACUGCAACAUGUACGACAUGGUCGGCGACAGUGAUUCGGAAAGCGAAGACACGGUCACCGACAACAGCCGUGGCGCUGCCGGCGAUAACAAACCGGCGAGCCGCAGUGUCGGCGCUGAGCCCCAGGACACAGAUUCUGAUGAGGAGGAAGUGGAGAUUUGUUACAGUGAGGCCCAGCGGCCCAGCACUCUGAGUCAGGCAGCGCUGACUCACCUAACAGAUGGGCCAUUGUCUCCACAGCUCCAUAUCUCUAUCUCUGGCUCUGACGGCAGCCACAGUACAAAGGAGACUAGGCCCUUUGAUGUAGCACUAGACUCUGCUGCUUCCUCCUCCUCCACUGUCACUACUACUUCAGCGGCCUCCCAGCAAAACGAAGACUGCUCUGUUGUAACAACCCAAUCCAACCCCGAUCAGAAACCAUUCCCCUCACUGUCUCAGGGUCUGCCUGCCUCUGGCUCUCUAUCCUCAGGUGCCUUUCUGGCUGUGGAGGCCAAAGGUUCCCCUUGCCAAGAAAUGCCCCGCCAGUCUUCCAACGACACAGAUUCUGUGCCCACUACAAGCCCUGUAGGGCCUUCAGAAAGUGGUGUCAACAGGGUUUGUGACACUGUUAUAACACAUCCAAUAAAACCCGGCCAUGCUCCUUCAUUAAGCGUCUGCAGUACCCCCAUUGCAGCGGCUAGCCACAACAUCGCGCGACAGAGUCAGGAGAGGUCAGCCCGACUCCGUGCAAACGUUUCACCGGCUGCAGCUUUAGGAAAACUAUCUAACACACAAUCGUCAUCAUCCCACUCAACGGUGGGGGAGGCAAAUCCCUCCAACUAUAGCAAUGUCUGGUCAGGCGCAUCUAAACCAUUGUCAACAUCGCUAACAACAAGAGAAAGUCAGAGAGAGAAAGUUCCCUCGUCAAUAUCGCUGACAACAAGAGACAGGGAGAGAGAGAAAGUUCCCUCGUCAAUAUCGCUGACAACAAGAGACAGUGAGAGAGAGAAAGUUCCCUCAUCAACAUCGCUAACAACAAGAGACAGUGAGAGAGAGAAAGUUCCAUCGUCAAUAUCGCUAACAACAAGAGACCGGGAGAGAGAGAAAGUUCCCUCGUCGACAUUGCCAACAACAAGAGACAGGGAGAGCGAGAAGGUUCCCUCGUCAACAUCGCUAACAACAAGAGACAGUGAGAGAGAGAAGGUUCCCUCGUCAACAUCGCUAACAACAAGAGACAGGGAGAGAGAGAAAGUUCCCUCGUCAACAUCGCUAACAACAAGAGACCGGGAGAGAGAGAAAGUUCCCUCGUCAACAUCGCUAACAACAAGAGACAGGGAGAGAGAGAAAGUUCCCUCAUCAACAUCGCUAACAACAAGAGACAGGGAGAGAGAGAAAGUUCCCUCGUCAACAUCGCUAACAACAAGAGACAGGGAGAGAGAGAAAGUUCCCUUAACAUCCCUGGACCUCAGGUUGGUCCAGAAUAACCCUAAUAGUCCCUCUCUCAGGACAUCCGGUCCCAAAUCAGUCAACAACAUUUCAACAGACAGUCCUCUAUCCAGCAGUAGCAGCAGGCUCAGAGUCAAUGACAAAGUCCAGAAGACCAGCUGCACUGCACCCAAAAUGAAGGGGCUCAACAUCAAGAGUAAAACCAAACCCCAGGAGCAACUUUCCCCAAAACCAGCCAGAGCAGAAAGUCCGUUGGUUCUGAGGAAAGCCAACAACACUUCUCCGCUCCAGUCCCCCAAACUGCAAGCCAAGAAGGUGGGCUCCCCCCUGCAAACCAGGAACGUCGAUUCCCCUCUGCUUACCAGAAAGGCAGCCGUAACCAGCAGCCUAAAGAGUAAACAGCAAGACCGGAGCAGCAGCAGUAGUAGCCCUGCCACGCCCGUAACAGAUGGAGGACAGGACAACCCCACAACCACUACUACGCCAGAAACAAUCAGCCAAUCACAAUCAAUUACCAAGAUGAAGGUAGAGGAGCAACGUCUACACAAAGAGGUGGAGCAAGGGAUUUUGGCAGUGGCCAAGUCAAAAGAACGACCAGAGCCAGUCCUAACUACCCAGAGGACCUUCAUCGAGGUGCGACUCUCAUCCUCAUCUCCCUCCUCCACGCCUACACCAGUUCUGGCACCAAAGGAAGCUGUGUAUUCAAACGAUUACUCAAUUCCUCAUACCAAAAAUAUUACUCAACACAAGGAUCAGGUCAAUGGAAAUCCAGUAGAGACCAGUCUAUGGUCAGGAACCCCUGCAACCCCUGGCUCGGUGUGUAAUCUUGAAAAAGUCAACAACACUACCAGUGAAUCAGCAGUGAACUCAAUAGUCCUAGAAUCCGUAGAUGGGGUUCCUUUGCCUAUGAGCAAUGGUCCCACAGACAUCUCUCACAUGAACUGUAGAAUAACAGAGACGGAUGAAACUGAGAGCCUCAAAGCAAACAAGUCCAAACUGAAGGCGAUGGAGCGUCGUAGUUUCUCCACAGACAACAGCGUCUCAGGGGACCCAAACCCCUUCUCUGUCCGCCAGAGGAUCAAGUCCUUUGAGAACCUGGCCAGCUUCGACAAGCCAGUGCUCAAAUGCAUCGACAUCCAGUCCUUUGCUCAGUCCUAUGCUCUGACAGCAACGUUGAAGCCGCCUCUCAACCGGAGACUGUCUGGCUACAUGUCUGGAUCGGUGAGCUCCAUAGACUGUCGUUCGCUACGAAGGAGCUUCAGUUCGUGCAUCGACAACUUCAACGCAUUAACCCCCUUGACCCCAAUGUCGCCUCAGCUUCGCAAGUCACCGUCGAGCCUGACCCUCACAAACUUUGACCUGUUGACGCAAAGCUGCAGCACUAGCGAAGCUCCCCUCGGACAUAUCCAGGACAAACUUGGAGAUGGAGAAAGUCCCAGAAUCUCCCCAGGAGUUGUAACCCUAACCCCUCAGACGCCUCCGGUGAUGCGGAGUCGCCAGGCCCGAGGUCAUGCCAACCUGUCCCGGUCCAGACUGAGGGAGCUCAGGGCCCUUAGCAUGCCCGACCUGGACAAGCUCUGCACCGAUGACUUCUCCAGCGACCCAGGGACCAACGCCACCAUUAACACGUCGCUGGAGAUACACCCAGCCAGGCCCACAGAGGUCGUUCAGAACCAAACAGGGUGCUGUUCCCCGCCUGCUAACCCCACCGGGGUGCACCCGACCAGGGCCAGCCGGGCGGAUGCCGGGGCCAGCCUGGACCCCAUUCAGAGGAAAACCAACUGUCAGCAGGCAGAUAUUCAGAACUGGUCCAUCAGUUUGACAGUGGUGGCUAGCUCUCCGGUGGAGCAGAGUAAGCUGCAGGCGGUCCUGGCCUCCGUGACCACCAAGACAGACGUGUUGGCACUGCUACAGGAGGCCAAGGCUCUCUCUGAGGAUAAAGAUGAUACCCACUUUGUAGUCUUCUCCAAAGAAGAGGGAUCCGGACUUGGUUUCAGCAUCGCUGGUGGAAUGGACCUUGAGCAGAAGUCCAUAACUGUCCAUCGGGUGUUCUCUAAAGGCGUGGCCGGCCUGGAAGGAACCAUUCAGCGUGGGGACAGUAUCCUGUCCAUCAACGGCAGCAGCUUGGAGGGGAUGUCCCACGUAGAAGCCGUGUCCUGUCUCCACCAUGCUAGACUGUCCUCUCAGGUCCUGGUGGUUAUUCGCAGGGGGAAGGACAGUGAAGGACAGAUGUCCCCGAGACAACAUGACCUGUCCCACCACACCGGAAGAAGCUACUCCCUGGGAUGCAGAGAGAACCGGCCUGAGACGACUAGAUCUGUUAUGGGACUGGGAGUGGUGGAGGUGGGUCCUGACGGGGCUCUGAGGGUGGAGCUGCUGAAGACGUCAGCUGGUCUGGGCUUUAGUCUGGAGGGGGGCAAAGCCUCGUCACAAGGAGACCUACCCCUCAACGUUAAACGAGUCUUCAAAGGUGGUGCUGCGGAGCUGUCGAGGGUGGUGGACGUGGGGGACGAGGUACUGGAGGUCAACGGACGCUCGCUGCAGGGCCUCAUGCAUUACGACGCCUGGAACAUCAUCAAGGCCGUCAGCGAAGGCCCCGUGCAGCUUGUCAUCAGGAAACCGCGGACCUCUGUAUGACAGACAUACAACAGACAUAUAGAACUAAUAUGAAGAACCAGACGUACCUCGUAGAGCACGUAUGUCAGCUUGAGGUGACAUAAUAUAUAAUCCAGGACUUUUGUAUGACAGACAUACAACAGACAUAUCUCAGAGAACUAUACAUAUAGCUACGAUGGUUGAAAUGUUAUUAUCAUGACAUAUUCUGAUGAAACGGACCGACAUUGCAAAGUGGUUAUUUUGUUAAAGCAGACUGCAAUUCGGUCCGGAAUGUCAAAGAGAGUGUCAAAACCAGAUCGUGGAGUAUGAAGCAUUCUUUCUUUUAUUAUAGUGUUUUAUACAGGAGGACAAGAGGCUAUUAUAGUGUCUUAUACAGGAGGAUAUUAGACUAUUAUAGUGUUUUAUACAGGAGGACAAGACACUAUUAUAGUGUCUUAUACAGGAGGACAAGACACUAUUAUAGUGUCUUAUACAGGAGGAUAUUAGACUAUUAUAGUGUUUUAUACAGGAGGACAAGACACUAUUAUAGUGUCUUAUACAGGAGGACAAGACACUAUUAUAGUGUCUUAUACAGGAGGACAAGACACUAUUAUAGUGUCUUAUACAGGAGGACAAGAGGCUGUUAUAGUGUCUUAUACAGGAGGACAAGACACUAUUAUAGUGUCUUAUACAGGAGGACAAGAGGCUGUUAUAGUGUCUUAUACAGGAGGAUAUUAGACUAUUAUAGUGUUUCAUACAGGAGGUCAAGAGGCUGUUAUAGUGUCUUAUACAGGAGGAUGUUAGACUAUUAAAGUGUUUUAUACAGGAGGACAAUAGGCUAUUAUAGUGUUUUGUACAGGAGGACAGGAUAGACGAGUAUAGUGUUUUAUACAGGAGGGCAAGAGGCUAUUAUAGUGUCUUAUACAGGAGGGCAAGAUACUAUUAUAGUGUCUUAUACAGGAGGAUAUUAGACUUAUAGUGUUUUUAUACAGGAGGACAAGAGAGACGAGUAUAGUGUUUUAUACAGGAGGACAUGAGACUAUUAUAGUGUUUUAUACAGGAGGACAUGAGAGACUAGUAUAGUGUUUUAUACAGGAGGAUAUUAGACUAUUAUAGUGGUUUAUACAGGAGGAUAUUAGACUAUUAUAGUGUUUUAUACAGGAGGAUAUUAGACUAUUAUAGUGUUUUAUACAGGAGGAUAUUAGACUAUUAUAGUGUUUUAUACAGGAGGAUAUUAGACUAUUAUAGUGGUUUAUACAGGAAGACGAGAGGCUAAUAUAGUGUGUUUUACAGGAGGAUAAGAGAGUGUCUUUAUGGUGGCAUCUUGGAAUACGCUUGGAAUACGCUUUCCACACCUCUACAAGGUGUGGAAAGCGUUCCACAGGGAUGCUGGCCCAUGUUGACUCUACAAGGUGUGGAAAGCGUUCCACAGGGAUGCUGGCCCAUGUUGACUCCAAUGCUUUCCCACAGUUGUGUC
This is a messenger RNA of Oncorhynchus tshawytscha (Chinook salmon), 10282 nucleotides long. Its product is annotated as PDZ domain-containing protein 2. Lineage: Eukaryota; Metazoa; Chordata; Actinopteri; Salmoniformes; Salmonidae. The record is from RefSeq and is a predicted model, not a curated record. The transcript has 25 exons. The coding region runs from base 1 to 8847 and encodes 2948 amino acids. Gene Ontology annotation, molecular function: protein binding.